CGUUCCGUGUACACAAAACGUGCAAUACAAAAAUGUUUUUUCGAAGACUUCUUUCGACAUUAAGUAUUUGCUUAUUGGUAAAUAAGUUUGAGGCUCGUCAAGACGUCAUACAAUGGAUUGAGUCGAAUAGAAUAACUAACUGGGGUGACUGGGGUGCAGCCGACUUUUGUCCUGAAGGAAGUUAUGUCACUGGCUUUGACCUAAAGAUAGAGGAUAACCAAGGAGGCGGUGACGACACUGCAGUGAAUUCUAUAAAGCUUAUCUGCACGAAUUUGAAAGGAGUCUAUCAAAAAGAUAUUGUAAGUAGUGAGGGAAGCUGGGGCAAUUAUCGAGGGCGUAAAUAUUGCCCUAAUGGACUUGGUAAUGGUUUUGAACUAAGAUCGGAGUCUGGUCAGGGUCGUGGUGACGAUACAGCUGGUGUGGAUUUUAACUUAAUCUGCGCUAACAGCGAUGGUAGCAGUACGAUUAUCCGAGGAGGAGAGAUUUUAACUUACGGUGAUUGGAGAACAACGAACAGAAUGUGUCCACCCCAGACAGCUAUUUGCGGAAUUCGUACUCAGGUCGAACGGCCUCAAGGCAGUGGCGAUGACACUGCACUGAAUAAUGUUGAUUUAGCUUGUUGUCGCGUACCACAUCCCGCCGAGACAUGUCAAUUACAGCGAGGACGUUGGGAGACGGUAAUCGGAUGCCAUCAAGGAAUUUCACAGUGUAAUGUAAAAUUCAAAAGUGGACUCACAACGUCUUCACAAACGACAAGCACCUUAACGGAAUCUGUAAAAUUAGCUGAAAAACUGGGAUUCAGUAUGAGCGCUGAAGGAUCAAUUGGUAUCAUACAAUCUCGACUAGAAGUGAACGGCGAAAUUGCAAAAGAGAAAUUUAAUGAGAAAACUUUGCAGACUAUCAUUAGUCAAACGGAUACUUAUGAAAUGGAAUGGUCGUUUCAAAUAAGUUGUGUUGGCACAGCACAGGAGCUGGUUUUGGUUUGUGGUCCGUUUAAAGUUAAAACGAAAGAGUAUCGCUGUGUACCUGACUCAAGAUAAGCAGGAAGCAUAUCGUUGGGACAGUUAUCGAAUACAUUAACUUGAUUUGAAAGUAUUUUCAACAGAUUGAAAUAAAAUAUUUCGCUUAAACU
This is a messenger RNA of Bradysia coprophila, 1132 nucleotides long. RefSeq lists its product as uncharacterized. The record is from RefSeq and is a predicted model, not a curated record. NCBI's taxonomy places the organism in Eukaryota, Metazoa, Arthropoda, Insecta, Diptera, Sciaridae.